Styela clava is the source of this 762-nucleotide messenger RNA. Lineage: Eukaryota; Metazoa; Chordata; Ascidiacea; Stolidobranchia; Styelidae. The record is from RefSeq and is a predicted model, not a curated record.
AUGAGGAGAUCGCAAGGUUCAACAGGCGACAGCAUUAUAUCGUUGAAAACCGCUGGAUCCUGCAUUUCCAAGAUCGUGAAUGGGAAACUCGUCCAAGUUGGCGAUUGCAAGAAAGACGAUGGAUCUGAAAUCGCCAGAUUGAUCCAGAAGAGUCUUGAAGAAAAGAAAAAAGCUGAAAUUAAAUGUGACGUCACAUACAAUUCCAAAUGCUUCCGAGCAGUGAUGUAUGGUACAAGCAACGUCACCUUCAAUGACGCUCAAUCGAUUUGCAAAUCAACGAACAAUGGAAAACCCGCAAAUAUGUAUGACCCCACGAAUUACCAGUUGCUGGUCUCCUAUCUACACACACUGCUCCCUGCUGGUUGGGGAUUCAUCAACAUCUGGACAGGAAUGAAGUAUAGUCAUCAGAGCAAUCUGCUUUCGCUGUCAAGUGGAGUGUCAUUCCCUAUAGAAAAAGAAGUGUGGAUUUUUGGUUAUCCCUCAUCCGAUGCAUUGCAAACAAAUAUUGUUGUCAGGGUAAUGAACGAUCUUGGUAAUAGUGGAUUGCUCAAUGGCGCACCAUCCUGGACAAUCCACGGUGUCAUCUGUGAAAUAUAAACCAGAUCAAAACCUACCAGAACUUUGUUGACGGACUGAAUGAUAUAAACGACAAAGAGUUCUUGCUUUCAUUAUUUGCUUAUUAUAUAUUAUUCCUUUACUAUUAUCAAUCCAUGCCUUGAAAUUCGUCACCUUGUCUAUUGAAACUUUUUGCUCAGAAAAUAA